Molecule: messenger RNA, 2031 nt
Organism: Talaromyces amestolkiae
Lineage: Eukaryota; Fungi; Ascomycota; Eurotiomycetes; Eurotiales; Trichocomaceae
Exons: 6
Coding region: 1-2031 (676 amino acids)
Source: RefSeq, a predicted model, not a curated record
AUGUCCUAUUCUGAAAUUCUGGUGCAUCGUCAAUCAGCCAGUCUGGAUGUCACUCUCACCAUCACGAGACUGGUCCCGAGGGUCCACGAGGACCACCUGGACCACCUGGACAACCUGGACAACCUGGACAACCUGGACCACGUGGACCACCUGGACAAGAUGGUCGACAUGGGCCAAGAGGACAGAACGGUGUCGAUGGUAUACGAGGUUUACCAGGAAACGAUGGUCAGCCGGGCGUCGACGGCAGGCAAGGGCUGCCAGGACCAGCGGGACCAAGUGGUCGAGACGGGGUGGAUGGCAUUCAUGGGCGACCAGGACAGGAUGGACGUGAUGGAAGAGAUGGUCUGCCAGGGCGGCCAGGACAGGAUGGACGUGAUGGAAGAGAUGGUCUGCCAGGGCUGCCUGGGCAGAACGGACGUGAUGGGCGAGAUAUCCAUAACAAUCGUAACGGCAUGCGAUGGCUACGGUACUCCGAGUCCGCCGCGCAAGCACCAUGAUUCCCUCAUACUAGCCUUCGCACCCUCCACGCUUUCUCACGCUGAGAACAACCGCCAAUACCGAUGCUUUCAAUACUUUUACGAACGGACCGUGCCCGCGUUGGCAGGAUACUGUGGAUCUGAGUUCUGGAAUCGUUUGGUGAUGCAGGUGAGCCAGCAUGAGAAAUCAGUCUGGCAUGCCUUGAUUGCGCUAGGGUCGCUGCAUGAAAAUUUUGAAACGGAUAAUAACCGAUUCGGUAUCGACUUUUUGCGCCAUGAACAAGAUCCUUUCGCUAUUCGCGAAUAUCUGGCUGCUAUUAGGGCAUUGCUGGGACCGUCAAAUACAGCCCUUGGCAGCGUGGGAAGUGUUACGGUGGAUGUGUGCUUGAUCUCCUGCAUUCUGUUUACUUGUUUCGAAAUCCUCUCCGGUCACUAUGGCUCUGCGAUCAACCACGUUCAGAGCGGUAUCAACAUUCUUAAAGAGGUCUAUUAUGAUCCUAGUUCUGGCACUUUUCGACAUCCUUAUCUUCUUCCUUCUACCGUGUCAAGCUUGGAAAUGGAAAGUCUACGCAAAAUAUUCUUUCGCCUUCAGGAGCAGGCUUUGACAUUAACUCGUGCCGAUUCAUACCAUCUUACGCAAGAGAUAUUCGCAGUACCCGAAACUCCUCAAUUCUCGCAUGACUUCCCAGACAUAUUUUCCUCUAUCGCCGACGCGCGUGAUGGAUUUGAAUUGUUGAACCGGAAGUGUGUGAAUCACUAUCGAGAAAUAAUGCGUACUGUAUCAGCUACAGAGGCCUCGGAUAUGUCACAAUAUCUGCUUCGACAAUACGAAGCCUGCUUUGAUAGAUGGUGCACCGCUUUCGCUCGCUUUGAGGAAUCCCGGGGUGAUUCAUUAACCACCAAAGAACGAAUAGGGCUCAAACUGCUCGACAUGCGCAAGCAAAACACGAUGAUGUAUUUGGAGUAUGUAAAUGCUUGCGAGGUGGGAAGAUACUCGAAUGUUAUCCCAUCUUUUUCGUGGGACAAGUUCAAUGCGCAGUUUGCAAAGAUUGUAUCACUAGCAGCUUCGAUAGUAAAUAAUCGAGACUCCGGAUCGCCAUUUGCAACGCCAGUGAGACCAUCCUUUUCCCUCGACAAUGGCAUCAUAGCACCACUUUAUGAUGUUGCUACUUUGUGUCGAGAUCCAGCCAUUCGCCGAAGGGCUGUUCAGAUUCUACGUUCAACCCCGCGCCAAGAAGGGGUGUUUAACAGUCAUCUCAGUGCUAUCGUUGCCGAGAAGAUUAUUGAGAUCGAAGAAGCCGCUGCGUUGAAAGCGCUUUCAGACUACAGCAACUUUCCAUUGAAGUCUGUACUCUCCGGACGGCAGUUGGAAAAGGGCGUUAAUGACAUCAUCACGAAUAGCACUCAAAUACCAGAUGCAGUGCGCUUGACUUAUGCGCAUCCAAAGUUCAAUGUGGCCGAGAAAAAGGUGUUCUUAACGGUCGGCCAGACGGCAAAAAUGCAUAUGGAUAUUCCGUGGUCAGGUAUGAACUUUUUGCUGGACGCUGAGACUUGA